CCUUGCAGUUCACCCAGAUAAAACUUUAGUGGCUACAGGGCAGGUUGGGAAGGAUCCCUACAUUUGCAUCUGGGACUCCUACCGUGUGCAGACAGUGUCUGUCCUCAAGGAUGCUCAUACCCACGGGGUUGCCUGCCUGGCCUUUGAUUCAGAUGGACAGCGUUUAGCUUCAGUGGGACUGGAUGCCAAAAACACAGUGUGUAUAUGGGACUGGAAGAGAGGAAAACUCCUGGCAACAGCUACAGGCCAUUCAGACAGGAUAUUUGAUAUUUCUUGGGAUCAAUAUCAACCAAACAGAAUCGUCAGCUGUGGAGUAAAACACAUAAAGUUUUGGACACUGUGUGGAAAUGCCCUGACAGCCAAGAGAGGAAUAUUUGGUAAAACAGGAGAUGUCCAAACGAUCCUCUGUUUAGCAUGUGCAAAAGAAGAUAUCACAUACUCAGGUGCUUUAAAUGGAGACAUCUAUGUUUGGAAAGGGCUGAACCUGGUCCGCACAAUUCAAGGAGCUCAUAGUGCUGGAAUUUUUAGUAUGUAUGCUUGCGAGGAAGGUUUUGCCACUGGAGGAAGGGAUGGUUGCAUUCGGCUGUGGGACACUGAGUUCAAACCAAUCACCAAAAUUGAUCUCAGGGAGACUGAACAAGGAUACAAAGGUCUGUCCAUCCGCAGUGUCUGUUGGAAAGCAGACAGGCUCCUAGCAGGGACACAGGACAGUGAAAUAUUUGAGGUGCUAGUCAGAGAGAGAGACAAACCCAUGCUGAUAAUGCAGGGGCACUGUGAAGGGGAGCUCUGGGCCCUGGCAGUCCAUCCAAAGAAGCCUUUAGCAGUCACAGGCAGUGAUGAUCGAUCUGUAAGGUUAUGGAGUCUUGCUGACCAUGCCUUGAUAGCUCGCUGCAAUAUGGAGGAAGCUGUGCGGAGUGUGUCUUUCAGUCCUGAUGGAUCCCAGUUAGCUCUUGGAAUGAAGGAUGGCUCCUUCAUUGUCCUUCGAGUAAGAGACAUGACAGAGGUAGUUCAUAUCAAAGACAGAAAAGAAGUGAUCCAUGAGAUGAAGUUCUCCCCGGACGGCUCUUACCUGGCCGUGGGCUCCAAUGAUGGCCCCGUGGAUGUCUAUGCGGUUGCUCAGCGGUACAAAAAGAUAGGGGAGUGCAACAAAUCUGCCAGUUUUAUUACUCACAUCGACUGGUCUGUGGAUAGUAAAUUCUUGCAAACCAAUGAUGGUGCAGGAGAGAGACUGUUCUACAAGAUGCCAUCUGGGAAGCAUCUAACUAGCAAAGAUGAGAUCAAAGGAAUUCACUGGGCCUCAUGGACCUGUGUGAUAGGAUCUGAAGUGAGUGGAAUUUGGCCAAAAUACACAAACAUUACAGAUGUCAACUCUGUGGAUGGAAAUUACAACAGCUCAGUGCUAGUAACUGGAGAUGAUUUUGGGCUGGUUAAACUAUUCAGAUUCCCAUGUUUAAAGAAAGGAGCUAAGUUUAGAAAAUAUGUUGGGCAUUCAGCACAUGUCACCAAUGUCCGUUGGUCCCAUGAUUUUCAGUGGGUUUUAAGCACAGGAGGUGCUGAUCACUCUGUGUUUCAGUGGCGAUUUGUUCCAGAAGGGAUAACAAAUGGCAUCCUGGAAACCUCUCCACAAGAGGGUGGUGUUGAUUCCUACAGUGAAGAGUCAGAUUCAGAUUUAUCUGAUGUGCCAGAGUUAGAUUCUGACAUUGAGCAGGAAGCUCAAAUCAACUAUGAUCGCCAGGUUUACAAAGAAGACCUACCUCAGCUGAAACAGCAAAGCAAAGAGAAAAACCAUUCUGUGCCCUUCCUUAAACGAGAGCGAGCGCCUGAGGACAGCCUGAAGCUACAGUUUAUACACGGUUACAGAGGCUAUGACUGUCGGAAUAACUUGUUCUACACUCAGACAGGAGAAGUGGUGUAUCACAUUGCUGCUGUGGCUGUCGUGUACAACCGGCAGCAGCACACACAGAGGCUCUACCUGGGCCAUGAUGAUGACAUCCUCAGCCUUAGCAUUCACCCAGUCAAAGACUAUGUCGCUACUGGACAGGUUGGAAGAGAUGCUGCUAUCCAUGUCUGGGACACUCAGACACUGAAAUGUUUGUCAUUGCUCAAAGGCCAGCAUCAGAGAGGAGUGUGUGCACUGGAUUUCUCAGCUGAUGGAAAAUGUUUGGCAUCUGUUGGGCUAGAUGAUAAUCAUGCCAUUGUAUUCUGGGAUUGGAAGAAAGGAGAAAAGCUAGCAACAACCAGGGGCCAUAAAGAUAAAAUAUUUGUAGUGAAGUGUAAUCCACAUCAUGUAGACAAACUAGUCACAGUUGGAAUGAAGCACAUCAAAUUUUGGCAGCAAACAGGUGGAGGUUUUACAUCGAAACGAGGAACCUUCGGAAGCACUGGGAAAUUAGAAACAAUGAUGAGUGUUUCAUAUGGCCGAAUAGAAGAUCUGGUGUUCUCUGGUGCUGCUACUGGAGACAUUUACAUCUGGAAGGACACCCUGUUACUGAGGACAGUGAAGGCUCAUGAUGGUCCUGUGUUUGCCAUGCAUGCACUGGAUAAGGGCUUUGUGACUGGUGGAAAAGAUGGAAUUGUGGCUCUUUGGGAUGAUAUGUUUGAAAGAUGUCUGAAGACAUAUGCUAUUAAGAGAGCAGCACUAUCUCCUAGUUCUAAAGGUUUACUCUUAGAAGACAAUCCCUCUAUCAGAGCCAUCAGCCUGGGCCAUGGGCAUAUCCUGGUGGGAACUAAAAAUGGGGAGAUACUUGAAAUUGAUAAAAGUGGGCCUAUGACUCUCCUUGUUCAGGGUCAUAUGGAAGGAGAAGUCUGGGGCUUGGCAGCUCAUCCCCUCCUGCCUGUGUGCGCAACAGUGAGUGAUGAUAAAACGCUCCGCAUCUGGGAACUCUCCUCCCAGCACCGCAUGCUGGCAGUGAGGAAGCUCAAAAAAGGUGGCCGAUGCUGUGCCUUUUCUCCUGAUGGGAAAGCCCUGGCUGUGGGGCUGAAUGAUGGCAGUUUCCUGGUGGUGAAUGCUGACACUGUGGAGGACAUGGUUUCUUUUCACCACAGAAAGGAAAUGAUCUCGGAUAUAAAGUUUUCACGAGAAUCGGGAAAGUACUUGGCUGUGGCCUCACAUGAUAACUUUGUAGAUAUUUACAACGUCCUUACCAGCAAAAGAGUUGGCAUUUGUAAAGGUGCAUCCAGCUACAUCACGCACAUCGACUGGGACUCCAGAGGAAAGUUAUUGCAAGUCAAUUCUGGUGCCAAAGAACAACUCUUUUUUGAAGCACCGAGGGGGAAAAGACACAUUAUAAGAAUUGCUGAGAUAGAGAAGAUCGAGUGGGACACCUGGACAUGUGUUCUUGGUCCCACUUGUGAAGGAAUUUGGCCCAUGCACAGUGAUGUGACCGUUGUGAAUGCUGCCAGUCUUACAAAAGACAGAACCCUGUUAGCUACAGGAGAUGAUUUUGGGUUUGUGAAGCUUUUUUCAUAUCCUGUGAAGGGCCAACAUGCAAAGUUCAAGAAGUACGUGGGGCACAGCGCCCAGGUGACCAACGUGCAGUGGCUGCACAACGACUCCGUGCUGCUGACUGUAGGUGGUGCUGACACAGCUCUCAUGAUCUGGACCAGAGAGUUUUUGGGUAUUCAGGAGAGUAAGCUGGUUGAUAGUGAAGAAUCAGACACAGAUGCAGAGGAAGAUGGAGGUUAUGAUAGUGAUGUUGCAAGAGAGAAAGCAAUUGACUAUACCACAAAGAUCUAUGCAGUAAGCAUCCGAGAAAUGGAAGGCACAAAACCCCAUCAACAGCUGAAGGAAGUUUCAGUAGAAGAGAGGCAGGGAAUUGUCAAGGGAUCAAGGCCACCAGUUAGCAGAGCUGCUCCUCAGCCUGAAAAGCUGCAAAAGAACAACAUCAACAAAAAAAAGAAACUGGUUGAGGAGUUGGCUCUAGACCAUGUGUUUGGAUACAGAGGAUUUGACUGUCGCAACAACCUCCAUUACCUGAACGAUGGUGCUGAUAUAAUUUUCCACACAGCUGCAGCAGGCAUUGUCCAAAACCUUUCUACUGGUAGUCAGAGCUUCUACCUGGAGCACACUGAUGACAUUCUGUGCCUCACUGUGAACCAGCACCCAAAGUACAAAAACAUUGUGGCCACCAGUCAGAUCGGUACAACUCCCACAAUUCAUAUCUGGGAUGCUAUGAGUAAGCAAACGAUUUCGAUGCUGCGUUGCUUCCAUACCAAAGGGGUCAACUAUGUGAACUUCAGUGCAACUGGCAAACUCCUGGUGUCAGUGGGAGUUGACCCAGAACACACCAUCACAGUGUGGAGGUGGCAAGAAGGGGCUAAAGUUGCUAGCAGGGGAGGACACCUGGAGAGGAUCUUCGUUGUAGAGUUCCGCCCGGACUCUGACACUCAGUUUGUGUCUGUUGGGGUGAAGCACAUGAAGUUCUGGACGUUAGCUGGCAGUGCUCUGCUGUACAAAAAAGGAGUCAUAGGCUCCAUGGAAGAUGCCAAGAUGCAAACCAUGCUUUCUGUUGCCUUCGGAGCAAAUAACCUUACAUUCACCGGUGCCAUAAAUGGAGAUGUCUAUGUCUGGAAGGAUCAUUUUCUGGUCAGACUUGUGGCAAAAGCUCACACAGGACCAGUGUUCACCAUGUACACGACCCUCCGGGAUGGACUCAUUGUUACAGGAGGGAAGGAGAGACCCACGAAGGAAGGGGGAGCAGUGAAGCUGUGGGAUCAGGAGAUGAAGCGGUGCCGCGCAUUCCAGCUGGAGACAGGACAGCUCAUUGAGUGUGUGCGCUCCGUCUGCCGGGGAAAGGGGAAAAUCUUAGUGGGAACAAAAGAUGGAGAAAUCCUUGAAGUAGGAGAAAAAAAUGCUGCUUCAAACUUGUUGAUUGACUGUCACAUGGAAGGGGAAAUCUGGGGCUUAGCAACUCACCCCUUGAAAGACAUGUUUAUCUCUGCAAGUAAUGAUGGAACAGCAAGGAUCUGGGACCUGUCAGACAAAAAGCUGCUGAACAAGGUGACCCUGGGUCACCCGGCGCGCUGUGCCGCCUACAGCCCCGACGGGGAGAUGGUGGCCAUCGGCAUGAAGAACGGAGAGUUCGUCCUUUUGCUUGUCAACAGCCUGAAGGUCUGGGGCAAAAAGAGGGACAGGAAGUCUGCGAUCCAGGAUAUCAGGAUCAGCCCAGAUAACAGGUUUUUGGCAGUGGGUUCACAAGAACAUACUGUGGAUUUUUAUGAUCUCACUCAAGGCACAACCCUAAACCGAAUUGGCUACUGCAAGGACAUUGCCAGUUUUGUCAUACAGAUGGACUUCUCUGCAGACAGCAGGUACAUCCAGGUAUCAACAGGUGCCUACAAGCGUCAAGUUCAUGAGGUGCCACUGGGAAAGCAAAUAACAGAUCCUGCAGUCAUAGAAAAGAUCACCUGGGCCACGUGGACAAGCAUUCUUGGAGAUGAAGUCAUUGGGAUUUGGCCCCGAAAUGCAGAUAAAGCAGAUGUCAACUGUGCAUGUGUGACCCAUGCUGGCCUGAAUAUAGUCACAGGAGAUGACUUUGGCCUUGUGAAACUGUUUGACUUCCCAUGCACAGAAAAAUUUGCCAAACACAAGAGGUACUUCGGGCACUCAGCGCAUGUCACCAACAUUCGCUUUUCUCAUGAUGACAAGUAUGUCAUAAGCACAGGAGGAGAUGACUGCAGUGUGUUCGUGUGGCGAUGCCUUUGA
Molecule: messenger RNA, 5704 nt
Organism: Acanthisitta chloris (rifleman)
Lineage: Eukaryota; Metazoa; Chordata; Aves; Passeriformes; Acanthisittidae
Gene: EML6
Product: echinoderm microtubule associated protein like 6
Exons: 42
Molecular function (GO): microtubule binding
Source: RefSeq, a predicted model, not a curated record